Molecule: messenger RNA, 821 nt
Organism: Umbelopsis ramanniana AG
Lineage: Eukaryota; Fungi; Mucoromycota; Umbelopsidomycetes; Umbelopsidales; Umbelopsidaceae
Exons: 4
Coding region: 6-539 (177 amino acids)
Biological process (GO): protein import into nucleus
Cellular component (GO): nucleus
Molecular function (GO): guanyl-nucleotide exchange factor activity; small GTPase binding
Source: RefSeq, a predicted model, not a curated record
CCGCCAUGUCACAACCAAGUCUGACUGAGCGUCCGUUGUUUGGCGGUGCUCUCUCUGCGCCUCUAAGACAAUCGUACCUGGAUGCAAGCCAGAUCAGACAGAUCCCGGAUAACCAGGAAGUAUUUGUGGACGCCAAUACGGAGCAAAGCUUGAUUAUAGAGCUCCUUGAUCUUGUCCCCGUAGCCAAAGAAAAAGAAAUUGCAAAGUAUCACUUCCAGCAACUGGCCGAGGAUAACGAAGCGAAAGAAGCCAUCGUCAACGAUAUCUCUCUGCUUGAAGCUACAAGCAAUCCUUCCCUACCAUCGGACUCGUCCCAAAUAUACGUCCUCAAAGGCUUGCAGAAAAUCUCAAAGUUCAAUGAACAGCAGUUGCAUCAUGUUAACAUUGUAAUGGCCAUUAUCCGUCUGGCCAAAGUGCAUACUGACGUAGCUAUUUCUGUCAAUGUCCCCGAGGGUCAAGGUCAAAUUGAGCUUGUCGAAUCGGAGAUGCUGCAGCUUGUCAAAGGCUUCAAGGUCAAUGACUGGAGCCUAUUUGGCUAAGCAUAGCCGGCCAUAUCCACUGUAUUCACACAUCCAUAUAUUUUGCAUUCAUCACUAGCUAGUUACACUAUUGUUUUUUUAAAUAAAGUCCCCACUUUAACGCUCAUUGUAAGUCUCUAACUGAAAAUAUUUGUUUCUUUUCUAUAUUGCGAUCUGGGGUAUGACUAAAAAUUCAAAUGGAAUACACAUGAGAUGGCUCAAGAGUCAAUAUGUUGUGAAACAAUGCGCUUUCGUUCGACGCGACUGACAUUGACUGAGCUGCCGGUGGGAGUACCAGCCACU